AUGGAGGCCAAUUACUUGGAAGGCAGCUAUACCUGGUCAGACACGGCUCGUCAGCCUGAAGCGACGCCGCCGACCAGCGCCAACAACUCUCUUCUGCUUCCGGCGCAGCCUGUCAUCAAGGAAGACAUCAAGGAAUCUACUAUUCUCACGACCGGUUAGUUUUUUUGUAGCAUUCAAAAAUAUUCUUUUUUUCAAAACAAAAAAAGUUUAUACCCUAGGAAACAUUUUUUUUGCGAAAAAGAUAAUUAAAAAAACUACUUUUUUUGUCAUUUUCUGAAAAGCUCAAAAGAGUUUUUUUAACUGUAAAGAUAAAAAUUCUCUAUAGUCUCUUCCUACAAAAAAACGUAUGUUUUUCAAGAUAGGAAUUUUUAAUUUUUUUGUUAAACACAAAUUUAAACCAACCAAGAACAUUCAUUUCACCUUUCAGUCUGAAAUUUACAAAAAUUGUUUCCAAGUUUUUUUUUAGACUUAGAGAUAAAUACCUCUGUGGCUCGAAAGUUUAGGCUUGAGUUCAUACUUUGCAAACUUGAAAAAUCGUCUCUCUAAAACUACACGUUCUCGAAGCUAGCGACUUUCAUGUAGACCUUCAGCAUAUAUAAGCGAUUUUGUAAUAGAAUCCAAACCGCAAAUCGAAACGACCCUCCUUGUCAGGACAUUUAUGAUUUUUUCAAAAAAAAAAAAACUAAACAAUACUCCAUCAUAUUCACGACUCCCGUUUUUAUGAUUACGGUAGGAUUGCCACACCAAAAGGGCAGGCGCAUUGAUGAGCACUGGCUUACAAAAUUAUCUCGCUUCUCUCUCGAAAUCAAAAAGAUCUUGGUUCAAGUGACCGUUUUAGAGAUUUUUCUUUUCAGUUUGGAACUCAUUUUUGUAAAUUUCUUUUUCAACAAAACAGUUCUUUUAUGACGUCAUUAGACGAGAGGGAGCGCCUCUUUGGAAAAAGGUCUUAUCUAUUUGCGUGCCCAUAAUAAAUGCUUUAUCAUUAACUCUGAUUUUCAGUAUUUUUUUUUCGCAAGACAUUUCCUCGAGUGGUUGCUUGCUACUGAAUUGAUUUUAAUUUCUUAAUGAAGAACAAGAUUUCAGUGAAGAACAAGAUUUCAGUGAAGUUUGAAGAUAUGAGCACGAUGCAUCGUCAGAGCGUCAUAGAAGCACCAAUAAACAGCGUUGGCGCGAAACAGGAGCUCCAAUUUGCCACAAGUGAAAAUUUGAGCCUAUUUGUUGUUUCAUAGCUCCGUCUAGACUCCUCUCUGCACAGUUUCGCCGACCCUUGCCAGCCCAACUUUCUAAUGACUGACACUUUCUCCACCCAAUACUUGCCACAGCCAUUCAUCACGUCCGGCGGCUCGUUCGCGAGUUUAAACAGGUGAGUUCAUUCAGUCGAGAAAUGCUGCCAUUCGCUGUGUUCUUCAGAUUUUACGAUCAUCGUAUGGGAGCUCCAUAUGGAGACGCACAAAUCGUCCAUUCGAGUUUCAUGGUGAGGAUUCUUUUCUGAAUUUUCAGAGACCGCGAUAAGAUAUUCAUUUUUUUGUUGGAUAAUUUGUGUUUGCAGUAACUAUACAAACGCAUCGUUCCAACAAAUAAGAGGAAAAUUGGUGAAAAAAAAAAACAAAAAACCUCAUUAUUUCAACCUAUGUACUUAUUAUCUGCUUUGGAAGCGUAUUUGUAUAAAAAUGGUUUUUUUCUUUAAUUGCUUUUUCAUUAUGAUGUCCGUUCAGCUUUUCGGCUUUUUUUCAUUUUUGAAACCAGCUUCAAAUUUCAAAAGCAGCUCAAAAAAGGCAAAAAAAAAGAAAAAUUUAACUGAUGCCAAAACUUCGCACGAGCGCACAAAAUCAACAAUAUCAUAUCCGUUUCAAGAUUCAUAUUACCAUUGCUUUUUAAAGUAUAGAUUAAAUUAUAAAUCUAAUAUUAUAUGUAUAGAGAAAAAUAGUCAAAAAUUUCGAAAACCGCAAAACCGCUUUUGACAUGUAAACGUCUUCGACAUUUUUUUAUCUUUUAAUUGAAUUUUCGUCAAAAUUGGAAUGGAUCGAAAUAAAAAGUUAAUCUUCAGUGAUGCAAAAAAGUGGAUUUUGUUUAUAUGAAAAAAAUUUCAGAAUUUGCCUCCUUAUAGUUCUUAUAAUCAUGCUGAAUGCGUUGCGUGUGGUACAGCGUGUAGCGACGACGCUAAAACUGUUUCCGGAGGGUGAUUAAUUUUCAAAAUUGUCUUUUUUGAUCAAACUGUUCAGCUACAUGUGUGGUUCUUGCCAUCGAGCCUCUACUACCGGCUUCGAAUUACCUCUCAACACGAUGGUUUGUGAAAAGAUUAUCGUUGGAAUCAUUUGGUUAUUUCAUUUCAGCACAUGCAAACCCAGCUUUAUCAACCGACCGCUCAAACAGCAACUGUCUUGAGUUUAACAGAAAGCAACGAAAACUCUGCAAGAGCAGCUCCAGGGGCAUCAGUUACUCCAAAAACUCCUCGACCCACGUCCAGCAAAAAACCGGUAAAUCUGUUCGAACUCUGCAUCGAUUCCAUCUAAUCGAAGAGCUCAAACCGUCGCCAAGACCUCAUUUGCUCGAAUUGCAACGGGACCAACACGACUUUGUGGAGGAGAACUGCCAAUGGAGAACCUGUUUGCAAGUGAGUUUUCUAUGAAAACUUAUGAGUUCGAAAUUUUAAUUUCAGUGCUUGUGGUUUGUACUACAAGUUGCACAAUGUACAAAGGCCACCCACGAUGAAAAAAGAAGGGGCUCUUCAAACUCGGAAAAGGUUAGCUACGAAAGUGUCAGGAUGAUUGAUGGAUUUUUAAGUUGUGCUUUUCGCACAUUUUCAUGAGAAUUCAAAUAAGAAAAAAAUUUAAAAAAGAGAAGAAAGCAUUCAGAUCUUUUUGGUUGGCUUUCCGAGUUCUUUAGUUCAUUUAUGAACGAGUGAAUGAGUAAAAUGAGAAAAACCUUAAAAGACAAAGUAAUUUGAACGUUUUCAGCCACGCGGCUUCCUGCAAUUUUUUCGAGAAAUUCGGAGAAAACUGAAAUGAAAAAUUCCCUUUUGAAAAAAAAACACAAAAGUCUGAAAAAUCAAAAAAGCUGAAGAAAAUUCUUGAUUUUUUUUUCAAAAAUCCUACGUCCGAAAAAGUUUCAGAAAACAGAAAAAUCACGACGGGACGACCGCUACAACUACAUCGAGCAAAAAAAGAGACCGGAACUACCAAUCAAGCAGUGGCCCGGGAAUCGACCGAAACAGUAGACGUACUUCAUUUGAUGGAUGGAUCUCAACUAGAUACUUUUUCAGGUCGAUCGGAGACCAAAGAAAAAGAUCAACAGUUGUUCAAAGGGGCCCCGAGCAUCCCUUAUGCCUCUUUUUCUACAGUUUACAACACCGGCGCGGUUUUAUCCGACAAUUACACUAUCAAUAGCUGGCCGCCUUUGAUUCCACAAGGUUUUUAAAAGAUUUGUUUUUCAGCUUCAAAAAUGUCUAAUCGAUUUCUAUCAAACAAACUUCAAUAGAAAGAUUUUCAGAUCCGCAUUCUUCGGCUUUCCAGCCCACGUACCCUUCAAUAUACGCUGUUAAACCCAGUGAUGUGAGUCCUAACCUUAGAAAAACUAGGAGUGUGUCUAUUUUUUAGGUACAAGUAGCUCCUGUGGCCGAAGAAGAAACGGAAGCAGCGGCUCGGAAUCUCGAAGACAACGACCGUCCCUCAUAA
This is a messenger RNA of Caenorhabditis auriculariae, 3674 nucleotides long. The record is from the annotation of a GenBank genome assembly. NCBI's taxonomy places the organism in Eukaryota, Metazoa, Nematoda, Chromadorea, Rhabditida, Rhabditidae.